Molecule: messenger RNA, 2554 nt
Organism: Cricetulus griseus (Chinese hamster)
Lineage: Eukaryota; Metazoa; Chordata; Mammalia; Rodentia; Cricetidae
Source: RefSeq, a predicted model, not a curated record
UGCUCAUCUUUCUUCUUCCCAGGCUCAUCAUGCAAAACCACUGAGAUGUGCGUAUUCUCAGUUCCUGGCACAGAGUAAACACUCCUGAGGACCUGCUCCAUGGGCUUCGGAAGCAGAGAGAACUUGCUUUUGAAUCUCAGAAAGGCUCCGGGAAGCAGGGUCAAGGCCAGGGAGACGAUGGUCUCAGUGACUAUGGGAUCCAGAAGAGCAUGCUGCUAGAUCUCAAUAAAGAAAUCAUGAAUGAGCUAGGCGUGACGGUAGUGGGUGACAUCAUUGCCAUCCUCAAACAUGCCAAGGUGGUGCACCGCCAGGACAUGUGCAAAGCAGCCACCGAGUCAGUGCCCUGCAGCCCCAGUCCCGUCCAGAGUGAGCCUCGCCGCGGCGCCUCUAGUGCUGCUUCUCGAAUGAUCACCAACAGCCUGAACCAUGACUCUCCACCCCACACUCCCCCAAGGCGGUCAGACACCAGCACCUCCAAGAUCUCCGUCACUGUGUCCAACAAGAUGGCAGCGAAGAGUGCCAAGGCUGCCGCGCUGGCCCGCAGGGAGGAGGAGAGCCUGGCUGUUCCUACCAAGCGGCGACGGGUCACAGCCGAGAUGGAGGGAAAGUACGUCAUUCACAUGCCCAAGGGGACUACGCCCCGAACCCGCAGGAUCCUGGAGCAGCAGGCAGCGAAAGGUCUCCAUAGAACAUCUGUGUUCGAUCGCCUUGGUGCUGAGACCAAAGCAGACACAACGACAGGGACUAAGCCUACUGGAGUUUUCAGCCGCUUAGGGGCCACCCCAGAGAUGGAUGAGGAUAUGGCCUGGGACAGUGAUAAUGACAGCAGCAGCUCUGUCCUGCCGUAUGCUGGAGUCCUGAAGAAGCUAGGAAGGGGCCCCACCAAGGCCAGUCCCCAGCCAGCACUGACUGUCAAAGCCAAGGCCACAAGCUCUGCAACCAUAACAGCUCCAAGACUGCGGCGCCAGGCACCUCCCUCUCGCCCGGGGCCAGAGAAGAAGCCAGAGUCCCUGCCCAAAGUCAGUGUCCUUCAGAGACUGGGCAAGGCUGCUGUUGUGUCUGAGGCCCAGGACAGCCAGGUCACAAGCACCAAGAGUAAGUCCUCAGCUGAGGUCAAAGUGGCCAUUAAGAGGACUCUGGUAGGGCCCCGGGGGAGCAGCUCCAUCGAGAGCCUUGGUGCCCAAAUGGACCAUGCAGGCACUGUGAGUGUGUUCAAAAGACUGGGCCGAAGGACCUUCUAGCCGCACAGCGGGUGGGGUGCAGCUUGCCAGGCAGGCAGGUUCCUGCUUCCGCCCGUCCCUUCUAGUCUUUCUUGAGGGCUCAGCUGUCCUCCCUCCCAGCUCUAGGUGACACAGGGCUUGGUUCUCUCCAGCAUUCCUGCUGCUUCCAAGCACUCAGACCCCUGGUCUUCCAUGUUCCUGCGGCCUGACCUUGCCUGCUCUGGGACUCUCCCCGUCCUCUGUCCUCUGUCCUCUGAGAACUAAUGGUGGCCUUGGCAGAUUCCCCUUUUCUACCUCUCCCCAAAGCCAAGUGCCCCGCCUGCCCCACAAAGCUGUCACCUGGAGGCAUCCCCUCCGCUCCCCACCCCCACCCCCGCUGUGGUGUCUCUCCUUCUCUUCACUCUUCUCAUUUCUCUUCUGUUUUCUGUCCCUGUGGCAAGGCCCGACCGUCCGCUGCAUCCUGCCUGACCCUCCUGCACCUAUGACCUCCCCGAGACCCCCUCGUCGACGGUGGCGUCAAACCUGUAAAGACUGUUAGCCGCCUUCCAUUCCCAGGCUGGAGGGACUCCCUCCCCCAGAUCCUGGCCUGCAGCUGGGGCACCUCCGGCUCCCUGCCCUGGCCGUCUUUUUCCUUGGUGGGUGGGGCAGCAGACACUGGGGAGGGAGAGGAGGGGAGCUGGGAGAAGGUAACAGCUGUUUUAAUAUAUUUUUGUGACUUCCAAACUGUCCUUUCCCCUCCUUCAGCGGGAGUCACAGGUCUGUUCCUUAUAUCAGCACGGUGAGGAGGGUGGGCACUAGAGAAGGAGGGAGUAACGGUGGCAGUCCACUUGGUGAAGCCAUCCCCUGGCUCUGAACUGCAGGGUCUGGCACUGUGGCUUUUCCUGUGGAUUUCACCUGGUACUGCGCUGCCUAUGGAGAACUUGGUUUGGUUUUGAGAUAAGAUCUCAUUACAUAGCCCUGGCUUACCUGGAGCUUGAUAUGUAGACCAGGCUGGCCUCAAACUCUCAAGAGACCCACCUGUCUCUGCCUCCCAAGUGCUGGGAUUAAAGGCUUUUGCCACUGUACCCAGCUGGAUUUCUUUUCUUUUCCUUCCUUUCUUUUUUUUCUUUGAAACCCAAGAUGGCCCAAACUUGAUACAUACUCCAGGAAGACUUGGAAUGUCUCACUUAAAAAAAUUAUUUUGUGUGUAUGAAUAUUUUGCCUCCACGUAUGUAUCAGUCACAUGAGUGCCUAAUAUCCAUGGAAACUGGAAGAAGAUUUGGAUACCCUGAGUUAAGUAUAGUUGUGAGCCCCCGUGUGGGCUCUGAGAAACAAACUUAAGUUGAACACUGUCA